AUGAAGUCAGCUGCAAUAAUCGUGCUUUCCGUUCUUUUCUUAGCCACUUGUGCUGUUGGAAAACUAAUCCCAAACAUAGUCAAACAAGUUCAAGUCCACGAAGUCUUACCUUCAGAAGUCUUCGUUACACGCGACGGAGAAAAUAGAUACACUGUGGAAAGCGUAUGGUAUGGCAGUGGAUACGAAGAUGAUGACAAAGUUGAUGCUAUCCUUAGAUGCCAUGCUGGUGUACAGGUCAAAACAUCUCCUCAGCAUAAAGUAUUCGCAGAUCGCAGAGCUUUCUUUGAAUUGAUUGUUCCCCAAAACUUAUCAACCGUAGUUUGCCGCCGAGGUAUUUUUGACAUCGAUUCCUUUAGAGGCGCAAUUUUCACGUUCGAACAUAAAUAA
This is a messenger RNA of Acaulospora morrowiae, 387 nucleotides long. Lineage: Eukaryota; Fungi; Glomeromycota; Glomeromycetes; Diversisporales; Acaulosporaceae. The record is from the annotation of a GenBank genome assembly.